UUGUAAGUGCAAGGUCCUCAGUUCGAUCACCAGUACCAAAAAUAAAUAAAUAGAUAAAUGAGUAAACACAGCACUUUGUGUUUGCUGACAGGAGGAAACAAGAACAAAGAGGAUCCAAGGCAUUUGGACAUGGCUAUGCAGCUCCCAGUGGGGAGUUGGUCCUGGGAUCUUGCCGGCCCUGGAGACUUUAUUAGCCUUCUCCCUGCCUGCUGUAUCCUUGCUGGAUCUAGCACUGAUAGCAGUCUGCUCACAAGCAGAGGAUCUGGGGGUGUGGACAGCUACGUACCCACCUCCCCUCUGAAAAGCCAAGGUGGGCUGGGUCAUGGAAGCAGUUCCUGAAGAGGUCUUAAAGGAGAAAAGCUGCUCUAUCACAGGCCUCCUAGUCCCCACCCUCCUCACUACAAUACUUGACUGUUCUGUCUGUUCCCACAGCUAUGACAUGGUGCAUUAUGGCCACUCCAACCAGCUGCGCCAGGCACGGGCUAUGGGCGACUACCUCAUUGUGGGUGUGCACACUGAUGAGGAGAUCGCCAAGCACAAGGGGCCUCCGGUGUUUGCCCAGGAGGAGAGAUACAAGAUGGUACAGGCCAUCAAGUGGGUAGAUGAGGUGAUACCUGCAGCUCCCUAUGUCACCACCCUGGAGACACUGGACAAGUACAACUGCGACUUCUGUGUUCAUGGCAAUGACAUCACGCUGACCGUAGAUGGCCGUGAUACCUAUGAGGAAGUGAAGGAGGCAGGGAGGUACAGAGAAUGCAAGCGCACCCAGGGUGUGUCCACAACAGACCUGGUGGGCCGCAUGCUGCUGGUGACUAAGGCCCAUCACAGCAGCCAGGAGAUGUUCUCUGAGUACCGCAAGUACGCAGACAGCUUUGGCAAGUGCCCUGGGGGACGGAAUCCCUGGACAGGGGUGUCCCAGUUCCUACAGACAUCUCAGAAGAUCAUACAGUUUGCUUCUGGAAAGGAACCCCAGCCAGGGGAGACUGUCAUCUACGUGGCUGGCGCCUUUGAUCUGUUCCACAUCGGGCAUGUGGACUUCUUGGAGAAGGUGCACAAGCUGGCAGACAGGCCCUAUGUCAUCGCUGGCCUGCACUUUGACCAGGAGGUCAACCGGUACAAGGGAAAGAACUACCCCAUCAUGAACCUGCAUGAGCGGACGCUGAGCGUACUGGCCUGCCGGUAUGUGUCAGAAGUGGUGAUUGGGGCGCCAUACUCUGUCACCGCAGAGCUUCUGGGUCACUUUAAGGUGGACCUGGUGUGUCAUGGGAAGACAGAAAUUGUGCCUGACAGGGACGGCGCUGAUCCCUACCAGGAGCCCAAGAGGAGAGGCAUCUUCCAUCAGAUCGACAGUGGCAGCAACCUCACCACAGACCUCAUUGUGCAGAGGAUCAUCAAAAACAGGUUAGAGUAUGAGGCACGAAACCAGAAGAAAGAAGCCAAGGAGUUGGCCUUCCUGGAGGCCAUGAGGCAGCAGGAGGCACAGCCGGAGGGGGAGGAUGAAUAGACUGCCAGCCCAGGCCGGAGGACUGUCUCAGAGAGGAAAGCCUGGGCACUUCGGCAGUCCUGAUCUGCGGCUCCACUUCUGCAUCUUAGCGUCCAUGAUUCUGAAAGAAGCAUCGCCCUGGCUGGCCACAGGGGGCCGGCAUGGGGGGCGCUCCUCCUGCCUGCAGGGGGCCUGUUCUGCAGCAGGCUCUCAGCUCUUCCCACACCAGAGCAGCCCAGCCUGCAUAACAGCAGAGGGCACUGUGACCCAUGCAGUUUCUGCUGACUGGGUUCGGGCUGCAGCUCCCCCAUCCGGUGGGGGGGCAUGUCUCACUUCUGGCAGGAGGCUAUACUGACUGUCCAUCCAGCUUCCGUGAGGACACAAAGGUGACGGCCUUGAGUUGCGGUGAACCUGGGGCUAGCUGUCCCUAAGUGGGCACGCUGCCUUGCAAUACAUCUUAGCACCCCUUGCCUGGCUCCAGAAAGACUGGAACUUGCCCUGCCUACCUGGGCAGCCUCAUCACCCUCCCAGAGACUUCUGGUCCUCCAUUCUGUACCUCAGUGGCUGGUGUAACUCACUGCAACUGAAUAAACCUUGGUGGGACAUGC
Fukomys damarensis (Damara mole-rat) is the source of this 2091-nucleotide messenger RNA. It is a transcript of the gene Pcyt2, whose product is annotated as phosphate cytidylyltransferase 2, ethanolamine. Gene Ontology annotation, cellular component: cytoplasm. The transcript is spliced from 12 exons. The coding region runs from base 323 to 1504 and encodes 393 amino acids. Gene Ontology annotation, biological process: phosphatidylethanolamine biosynthetic process. The record is from RefSeq and is a predicted model, not a curated record. Gene Ontology annotation, molecular function: ethanolamine-phosphate cytidylyltransferase activity. Lineage: Eukaryota; Metazoa; Chordata; Mammalia; Rodentia; Bathyergidae.